Molecule: messenger RNA, 1146 nt
Organism: Nicotiana attenuata
Lineage: Eukaryota; Viridiplantae; Streptophyta; Magnoliopsida; Solanales; Solanaceae
Product: DNA-directed RNA polymerase II subunit RPB7-like
Exons: 7
Coding region: 207-650 (147 amino acids)
Biological process (GO): positive regulation of nuclear-transcribed mRNA poly(A) tail shortening; transcription initiation at RNA polymerase II promoter; DNA-templated transcription
Cellular component (GO): P-body; RNA polymerase II, core complex
Molecular function (GO): single-stranded DNA binding; single-stranded RNA binding; translation initiation factor binding
Source: RefSeq, a predicted model, not a curated record
GUUCUUCACAGACUGUCACUUUCACCUUGCUUUCUCGCUCAACCGUCGCACAUAAAGACAAAGACAACAUUCGCCAAUUGUAGCUUCUGCUUUCUGUACUCUCUUUGAAAGCAAACAUGUUUUUUCACAUAGUAUUGGAGAGAAACAUGUAGCUGCAUCCUCGUCACUUUGGCCGUGACCUUCGGGAAAAGCUCGUCUCAAAACUCAUGAAAGAUGUCGAAGGAACUUGCAGCGGUCGGCACGGUUUCAUUGUGGCCAUUACUGGGAUUGAAAGCGUCGGUAAAGGUCUAAUUCGUGAUGGAACUGGUUUUGUUACUUUUCCGGUGAAGUAUCAAUGUGUUGUAUUUCGACCUUUCAAAGGUGAGAUUUUGGAAGCUGUUGUAACCAUGGCUAACAAGAUGGGAUUUUUUGCUGAAGCAGGGCCUGUGCAGAUUUUCGUUUCAAACCAUUUGAUACCAGAUGACAUGGAGUUCCGGUCAGGAGAUGUACCAAAUUAUACAACUUCCGAUGGCUCCGUCAAAAUUCAGAAGGAGAGUGAAGUUAGAUUGAAGAUCAUUGGAACUCGUGUUGAUGCCACAGAAAUUUUCUGCAUCGGUACAAUAAAGGAUGAUUUCCUUGGUGUGAUCAGUGAUCCUGGCGCAAAUGCUUGAUAUGCAGCCCUUUUGUUUUACCUUCAUUUGUGUUUGCAACUCUAUGUGAAGUGAUGCAAGUUGUUGGUUAGAGUGGGAAGAAGUACUAUGUAUUCCAAGUGCUUUGGUUGAAGACUGCAAGAUCUUGUUACAGAGUAGCAAAGCCGUGUAACAUUUUCUUCAGCUGUGCUUAUUAUUUGGCGAAUCUACUUAAUCAUAUGCACUAAUUUUCUUUGUCGAUCUGCAGUAUUUAAUAAUUUGAUAUUCAAAUGGCUGAGGCAAUAUGUUUUGCUGGCUGAGAUUGGAUUGUCUCACCUUUUAUAAUAACCUUGUGUGGGCACUUUCAAAUCAUUUUGCACAAGUAUCUGCUUGAGACCAGCAUUUCUGUAGAUUAGUAGUAGAUAUUUUCUCUCGGGAACAAAUGUACAACUUGUUAGUAUAGGUCCGUGCUGUUGUUUUAUUUCAUUUGACAACUUGACAAGCAAAAGUUUGUGGCAAGGGAUUAAUGAGAAAAGUU